Aspergillus pseudotamarii is the source of this 435-nucleotide messenger RNA. RefSeq lists its product as uncharacterized. The coding region runs from base 1 to 435 and encodes 144 amino acids. The transcript has 4 exons. NCBI's taxonomy places the organism in Eukaryota, Fungi, Ascomycota, Eurotiomycetes, Eurotiales, Aspergillaceae. The record is from RefSeq and is a predicted model, not a curated record.
AUGGGUGGAGUUCCAUUGAACACCUUCAAACAGAUUAAGGAGAGCCUUAAAUCUAUCUUCAAGAGAAAGAAGAAGGGUGAUAAGAACAACGCCCAGGCCGCGGAGCAAAAACCAGAAGACACCACUGCCGCUGGCGCUGGUGCAGCUACCACUGAAGCAACCACCACCCAUGAAGCCCCAGCCGCGGAAUCGCAGGAUGCAGCUCCUACAGCUACGGGCCCGCCACAAUCGACUCCUGGCAUCUCUCCGGGUACCUCGAUACCAGAGCAAGGGCAACACAAUGAUCAUGAAGCACCGACUCCAACACCAUUGCCUCAGAUUCCGCCCAUAGAGACAACGGAAUCUGCCGCUCCUGCAGAGACCCCGGCUGCCCAGCCAACUGCCGGCUUGGCUGUUGAAACAGCUCCUGAGCCCGCCAAACCCGAAGCUAAAUAA